GGAGGGAGCGUGGCGGCGGCAACCGGGAGCCAACAGCGGCGUCGGAUGCCGCACCCCUGCGCACGAGCGCCAGACGUGCCGCAGCAGCAGCGGCGGCAGCUGCCGCGGCUGCCGCCGCCGAUGGAAUCAGCCCAGCCGCCUCUCCUACCGUUGAUGCCACCCAUGCCGCCAGCGCGUCGGCUCGUCAGCGUACGGCAGGCGGCGGCUCCGCGGCCGCCGCUGCCGGUGCUCCUCCCGGCCACGCUGGUGGCGGCGGCGGUACGGCAGGAGUCGAGGACCCGACGUCGCUGUCGGCCGGCUGGCGGCGGCUCUGGCAGCAACUGUACCAUGCAGUCGGCUUGAGCGAGGGCGAGUUCAUGGUAGACUCAGCGAAACAAGCACAAGGAGCUGCUGCCCUUGUACCACAGCCCAGGAAGACCAGUCGGGGCCAAGGGGAGGUCCAGGGGUUAGGGCAGGCCUCCCAGCGGCAGGGGGGGACAUCCCAGGGCGGCGGCGGCGGCCCGGCGUCUGGCGCUAGCGGCUCCGCUGAUGCUACUGCCGCCGCGAGAGCGCUAGUACCCGGCUCGGGUCCUUGCCUAGAUUUGGACGAUGCUGGACCCGUGGGUCGGUGCUUGCGACAGGGGGCUGGUGUGGCGGCGGUGGGGACUGCGUUGAUGCAGUACGUGCUUGCCCGGCCGGAUGUACUGCGGCAGUGGCCACCGCUUGUACGGCAGGUUUUGCUGAUCGAGCCGUACGUUGUUGACAACAUUUAUGCAGCACGUGGCGACGGAAACGGCGGCGACGACGAGUCGGCGGCGGCGCAUUGGGCGCUGCUGGCGGCGCUUCAUCUGGAUCAGGCGUUGACGGUGCGAGGGGCGGCGGACAGGGCCGGCGCCGCCUCGGCGGAGGCAGGUAUGGGCAGCCCGGGCAAGGUCCGACCUCGCAAAGUAAGGAUCGGCGCGGCACCGGCAGCGGCGGCAGGAGCAGCCUCGGCUGCUGGUGGCAUGGGGGAAGCCGUCGAGGGCCGUCAGCCCCGCGGCGGUGUAGCAGCCGCUGUCGAUGCUGACGGUGGUGACGGCGGUUGGGGUGACAUGGACGUGGAGGAGCAUGUGCGGAGGGCUGAGGAGCUGCUGAGGCGACUGCUGGCGGCAGCUGUGAUGUUGCCGCUCGGGGUCAGCGUGCUGGCUCCUGCAACGCCCGCUGUGACGGAGGGAGGCGGUGGAGGCGGCUCUGCAGAGCUGGAUGAAGGCGGGGAUGGCGGCUGCAGCAGUGGUGGUCGUGACGGAGAAGACGUGAACAUGCACGACGCCAACACACCCGAGUCGGAGUUGCGGGGAGUGCAAGGCGCCUUGGAGGCAACAACGGCGGGUACGGCAGUCACCGUUGCGAAUGCCGCACGGCUUGCGACGUCCCGCCGUGCUAUGGCCAUGUACUACUGGCUCCAGGGCCUCCUGCUGGAGAAAGAACGCAAGGUCCUUGACGCCCAAGAGAGCUACCUGCGCUGCUUGGAACUCUUGCCGUCACUGCACGCUGCUGCUGCGGAGGAGGCGGAGGAGGAGCCAGCGCAGCGCGCGGACGCAGCUGCCGGAGGCCAAGAGGCCGCAGCCGGAGGUGCAGACACCGCAGCCAACCGCGGCCCUGCUGUCUGGGCUGGUUGCUGGCAGCUGGCGGGCUGCCGUACAAUCCGCCCGCCGACGGAGGUUGCCGUACGGGAACGGGUACGGUCACUGGAGGUAUUCCGUACCAUGGCGACAGCGGAGGAGCUUGCAGCGGCGGGUGCGCAUGCGGAGGUGGCGAGGCUGCUGAGAGAUGUUGCGUUCCCGCCGCCGCCAACGGGACGAGGAGACGCUGAGGGGGCGGCGGUUGGCAUGGCAGAACCUGCUGCAGAGGGGCCGCGAGAGGAGGCAGCACCCCGCUGGAUUGAGGAUCUGCCGUCAACAUGCGCCGUACGACAACCCGCAGAUGCUGAUGGGAUUGGUAGGGUUGAGGAAGCUGAAGCGUCGGCGGAAAGUGCGGCACAAGUGCAGAUGAGAGCCGUACAGUUGCUGAGGUCCUCGCUUCUGUCGCUGCUACAGCCGCCACCUACGCCGCCUCGACAACCGCCAACGGCGGCUGCGGUUGCGGUUCGGCCCCAGCAGCCGCAGCAGCGGCAUGCCGGCGAGGGAGGGGCACAAGCGGGGCUCCAAAACACACACGCACCGCUGCCAGCGGCAGCCGUGACUGUUGCUGCUACUGCCACCGGAGGAGGAACGCAACCUCAAGACCAGCAGCAGCAGCAACGCCAGCCAUCGGCGGCUCUGCAGACGCUAGCUGCGGGGCUCGGGGCCACUGACGCAAUGCCUGUUGUUGAACGGGUGCUGUUAGCGACGGCGGCGGCGGAUGGCGGACCUGACGGCGUCGCGGCGCAGAACGUGACGUCAGCGGGGGAGCAGGAGCGUUCACGCCGCGCCGCGCUACGGCCGUAUCGCUGGUUGCUGCUGCGCUGCAAUCUCGCGUUGCUUUGCUACAGUCUCCGCCAAGCUGUCUCAUCGGCGACGGAUGCGCUAUCGGUCCGGAAAUCCGUCGGCUCAGCGUCAGUGGCGGGAGCGGAGCUACGGGCGCCGGCGACGGAGGUUCGUGAGUGCGUCGCGGCGCUUCGGGCGUGCAGUCGACUCGGCGCGGCAGACGACGGGGAUCACAGCGACGCCAACAGCGGCGGUGGCGACGACGGCCGAACGGUGUUGCCUGUCGCCUGCUUACCCUGGGUCCGGCGGUUGCAGCAACGACUUCUAUCGUACCUCCAGGCGCUCCAUACGACAGCGUUACUAGUAGACCCGCACGCGUCAUCCACCGCUGGUGCUGCUGUGGCUCCUGGCGGCGGGGCCGGCGGUCCUGGCGGCAGCGGUCCUGGUGGAAUGGGCCGCCUUAACAUGAGGGUCCAGCUGGUGCGGACCCUCAGGGGCCUUAUGCUGGAGUCCAGUCUUGGCGUCCUGGCGUGCUACCGGCUGGAUCCGCUUGCGCCGG
This is a messenger RNA of Astrephomene gubernaculifera, 2982 nucleotides long. Lineage: Eukaryota; Viridiplantae; Chlorophyta; Chlorophyceae; Chlamydomonadales; Astrephomenaceae. The record is from the annotation of a GenBank genome assembly.